UUAUCAUUCAUUCAUGAGUCUCCAAUUGGAAGCGUACCGCGCGUGACACGAGUGCUCCUACAUUCCAUCGACAAUCAAACGACUUGCCGAUAUUGGUGUUUUACAAUCGCAUUAUAAAUCAGACCAAUCAAGAUGAAAAGACUAAUUAACGCGUUAUCGGCGUUUCUGAUGGUGAUAUUGGUGGCUGCUCCCAGUUUGGUGCAAGCCGAACGAGAGGACCCACUGCAGGUUUUCCCGCAACUGAAACGCUCCAGGAGAAUCGUAGCCGGAUUUUCGAGCUUCCUGGCCGCCGCUCAAAGUGACGUGAUUCUCUCCGAGGAAAGUUUCAUUCAGUCGUCGAUCAGCGAUGAGUCUUCCCUUCUGCGACAACUGACCGGUGACGAUGUCCAGGCUAAUGGACCACAGUGCGUCGGAUUCAUCCGAGAGAGCAGCAACAUUCUGAUGAAUUUGGCUGGAAUCGCGUACACCAACUGUUUCAAUGAUGCCGAUGACCAGGUGUUCAUCGAACUGUCCAAAAUCUCCGAACUACAGCUGACGCGUGAACAGUACGAACAGUUCAACCUGUUGGGAGCUUUCCGAGGAGAAAAUAUCUUCGUGGACCCGUCUAGAAUUCGCGACAAACUGUUGGCCCGUUCGCAAGCCCUCGCUUCCAUUCCUGCUGUAUCGGCCGAAACCCUGGAGGCCCUUCGAGUAGCAUUUGGUGAAAUUAAAACCAGCUUCCAAAGUUGUAUGGCAGAUGCUCAGGCGAGACUGGCGGAUAACUUGAAAUUUUCCGCUCGGCAAGUGCGGGCAAUUUGUGCCGGUGAAGCAUCAAAGCAAAUUUGAGAAGUGUUCUGCUUGACUGGUUGUUGGGAUGUUUUUCAACUGCAGCUGCUGUCCCAAGCGUGGUGGGCAGGUUGACGAAAUAAAUUAUUCAUAAGUGUUUAUUGAGCAUUGCAAGAAGUAUUUUGCUGCCGUCGAAUUGGAGCAGAAAGUUAA
Molecule: messenger RNA, 978 nt
Organism: Aedes albopictus (Asian tiger mosquito)
Lineage: Eukaryota; Metazoa; Arthropoda; Insecta; Diptera; Culicidae
Exons: 2
Coding region: 133-825 (230 amino acids)
Source: RefSeq, a predicted model, not a curated record